UCCACCUCCGUCUUAAUGGUAGCUCCGGUGGUUGCACCCACCUCCCACUUACCGCAACCCCUGUUAUUGCUUCUGAUUCCACCUCCCAUCCAUCACGGACAAACACUUCCCAACCCCGACCAACCGCGGCAGCCACCACGCACACACGCAAACUAGCCGGCCCGGCCGUGUCCCACAGUGCUACGUGUACGCCACCAUGAGCGCCGCCGCCCAAGAGGCGCGGCAGGAGGCGGAGGCUGUUAUGUUUGGCGCCAUCGACAACCUGCUCGCCAAGACAGGGGUGAGGGCCAGGGACAUCGGCGUCGUGGUCGUCAACUGCAGCCUCUUCAACCCGACGCUGUCACUCUCCACCAUGGUCAUCAACCACUAUAAGCUCCGCGGUAACGUCGCUAGCUACAACCUCGGCAGCAUGGGAUGCAGCGCCGGGCUCAUCUCCAUCAACCUGGCCAAGCAGCUACUCCAGGUCCACCGGAACUCGUACGCGCUGGUGGUGAGCAUGGAGAGCAUCAUGAUCAACUGGUACUGGGGCAACGACUGCUCCAUGCUCAUGUCCAACUGCCUCUUCCGCAUAGGCGAUGCGGCAAUCCUCCUCAGCAACCGCGCCGCCGACAAGCGCUGCUCGAAAUACCAGCUCGUGCACACCGUGCGCACGCACCACGGCGCCGACGACCACGCCUACCGCUGCAUGUUCCAGGAGGAGGAUAAGGCUAGCCUGGUCGGUGUCGCGCUCUCCAAUGACCUCAUGGCCAUCGCCGGCUCGGCCCUCAAGACCAACAUCACCACGCUCGGCCCCCUCGUUCUCCCCAUGUCCGAGCAGAUCCUUUUCCUCAUAUCUCUCAUCGGCAAGAAGAUCUUUAGUCUCAAGAUGAAGCUCUACAUUCCGGACUUCAAGAUGGACUUCGAGCACUUCUGCAUCCAUGCUGGCGGCAGGGCGGUGCUGGACACCAUCGAGAAGAACCUGGAGCUCAGUGACUGGCACAUGGACCCUACGAAGAUGACAUUAAACCGGUGGGGGAACACGUCGAGCAGCCUGCUCAGGUACGAGCUUGCAUACACGGAGGCCAAGGGACGCGUCCGAUGCGGGCACCGUGCAUGGCAGAUCGCCUUCGGGUCAGGGUUCAAGUGUAACAACGCGGUGUGGCGCGCGCUCAAGGACAUUCACCCGUCAAAGGAAGCCCGUAACAACCCAUGGAUUGAGGAGAUCCACCGGUUCCCAGUUGAGGUGCCCAAGGUGGAGAGCGUCGUUUCAUCGCCAUGAUAGGCUCAUCAAGGUCGAGUACGCAGGGUUUUCUAGAAAACAAAUCUUCUUUCCAACUUCAAAGUUAUCUAUUGAAUUAUUUGUAUCAUUAUGAUUUAACAUCACGUUAAUCGAUGGUUUGAGCUAGCUGAAUUGAUAUGAUACUUUAGUUGGUGUAUUUUUGCUA
Molecule: messenger RNA, 1424 nt
Organism: Triticum dicoccoides
Lineage: Eukaryota; Viridiplantae; Streptophyta; Magnoliopsida; Poales; Poaceae
Product: 3-ketoacyl-CoA synthase 2-like
Exons: 2
Coding region: 197-1258 (353 amino acids)
Biological process (GO): fatty acid biosynthetic process
Cellular component (GO): membrane
Molecular function (GO): acyltransferase activity, transferring groups other than amino-acyl groups
Source: RefSeq, a predicted model, not a curated record